AUGCAUUUGCUUUUCUUUUCUUCUUCUUCUUCUUCUUCUUCUUCUUCUUCUUCUUCUUCUUCUUCCCAUCCUUUACCCACUUUUCUAUUACGCGCAACGUCGAGCGCUUUCAUAUUAAUUUUCAUCAUUUUUUUUACUCGUUGUUCAUCUUCGUAUUUUUCGCCAUUAACGCCUUCCUCACAGAUUUCUUCACUUUUUUCUUCUCUUUAUUUUCUAAUUCUUUUAGUAUUUCAUAUUUUUUCCCCAAUUUUUCUGUCUUAUUCCCCUUCAUUUUUUUUUAAUUUGCCUCUUUAUGUUUUGUUUCGUCUUUCUUCUUCACUUUCCUUUCGGUUUUCGACUCUCCCUUUUUUUUCUGCAUUUUUCCUUCAUUAUUUUAAAGCAUGUUCAUAUCUUACAUCGUUAUCAAUAUCCCUUUAUUUUAUAUUUUUCCUUGUCUUUUUUUUUUUGCUUUUUCUUUCCUUAGCUUCAAGCCCUCCUUCUGUUGAAUUUCUUUCUUUGAUUGGUUCGUUAUCUUUCCUCAAUGUUUUUCUUUUCACUCUUCUCAUCUAA
This is a messenger RNA of Acanthosepion pharaonis, 549 nucleotides long. NCBI's taxonomy places the organism in Eukaryota, Metazoa, Mollusca, Cephalopoda, Sepiida, Sepiidae. The record is from the annotation of a GenBank genome assembly.